AUGCAGCUGUUCAGCGCCCAAAUUGCAGUAGCCGGCUUGCGCCGAACCAAUCGUGCUCGGCUAUGGGCUAUGCGUAAAAAUGGUUACUCAAGCCAGGUGGAAUAUAAGCCGAUCCGCUCUGUAUUGGUUGCGAAUCGCGGCGAAAUCGCAAUCCGUGUGUUUCGUGCCUGCACGGAGCUAGGAAUCCGUUCGGUGGCCGUGUACUCGGAACAGGACAAGAUGCACAUGCACCGUCAGAAAGCAGAUGAAUCAUACAUUGUGGGUAAAGGACUUGCCCCGGUGGAAGCGUACUUGAGCAUUCCGGAAAUCAUUCGAGUGUGCAAGGAAAACGAUGUUGAUGCCGUACAUCCCGGAUACGGAUUUUUGUCAGAGCGGUCCGACUUUGCUCAAGCAGUAAUUGACGCCGGUUUGCGCUUCAUCGGCCCCUCACCAAAGGUUGUACAACAAAUGGGCGACAAAGUCGCCGCACGUAAAGCUGCCAUCGAAGCGGGUGUUCCAAUCGUACCCGGUACGGAUGGGCCAGUCACCACCAAAGACGAAGCAGUUGAGUUUUGUCGUAAGCAUGGGCUUCCUGUCAUCUUCAAGGCUGCCUACGGUGGAGGUGGUCGAGGUAUGCGCGUUGUCCGCAAAAUGGACGAAGUUGAGGACAACUUCAUGCGUGCCAGCUCCGAAGCAAAAGCUGCCUUCGGCAACGGUGCAAUGUUCAUAGAGAAAUUCAUCGAACGUCCUCGCCAUAUCGAGGUGCAGCUGCUCGGUGACAAAGCCGGUAACGUCGUACACUUGUACGAGCGUGACUGUUCCGUGCAGCGACGACACCAGAAAGUGGUGGAGAUUGCCCCCGCUCCUCGUUUACCUAUUGAAGUAAGAGACAAAAUGACGGAAUAUGCUGUCCGCUUGGCACGGCACGUGGGCUACGAAAACGCUGGCACAGUCGAGUUUCUAUGUGACGAGUCUGGCAACUUUUAUUUCAUCGAAGUCAACGCACGACUGCAGGUGGAGCACACCGUGACCGAGGAGAUCACCGGUAUCGACCUGGUGCAGUCACAGAUACGAGUGGCUGAAGGUAUGACGUUACCUGAACUUGGCUACACACAGGAAAACAUUAAACCCCAAGGAUAUGCGAUCCAGUGUCGAGUUACAACGGAGGAUCCUGCGAACGAUUUCCAACCAAACACGGGCCGUCUGGAAGUAUUCCGUUCCGGUGAAGGUAUGGGCAUUCGACUAGACAGCGCUUCAGCGUACGCAGGUGCUAUUAUUUCGCCGUAUUACGAUUCUCUGCUGGUGAAAGUGAUAUCGCAUGCGUCCGAUUUGCAAUCAUCCGCCGCGAAGAUGAACCGUGCUUUGCGCGAGUUCCGUAUACGCGGUGUUAAAACAAACAUUCCGUUCCUGCUGAACGUGCUGGAAAAUCAAAAGUUUCUGAACGGUGUGCUUGACACGUACUUCAUCGAUGAGCAUCCACAAUUGUUCCGCUUUUCCAAGUCGAAAAAUCGUGCCCAAAAGCUUCUUAACUACCUCGGCGAGGUGUUGGUAAAUGGUCCCACUACACCAUUAGCCACGAAGCUAAAACCCGCCGAAGUUCAACCCCACGUUCCUCACCUGCCAUUGGACCUGUCGCCGGAAGCACUGGCCGAGGAGGAAGAGGGUAUAAGAAAAGUUACAGAGCCACCGCGCGGUUUCAAACAAAUUCUGCAGGAGCAAGGCCCAGAAGGAUUUGCAAAGGCGGUGCGACAGCAAAAAAAUCUUCUCCUCAUGGACACGACGUACCGUGAUGCUCAUCAGUCCCUGCUAGCCACCCGUGUGCGGACGCAUGAUUUGUUGAAAAUAUCACCGUUUGUGGCGCACAAAUUCAACAACCUCUACUCGCUCGAGAACUGGGGAGGUGCAACAUUCGACGUGGCUCUUCGCUUUUUGCAUGAGUGUCCUUGGGAACGGUUAGAGGAAAUGCGAAAACAGAUACCUAACAUUCCCUUCCAGAUGUUGCUGCGCGGUGCAAAUGCUGUCGGAUAUACGAACUAUCCAGAUAACGUGGUUUACAAGUUUUGUGAACUCUCGGUUCAAUGCGGUAUGGACAUAUUCCGAGUGUUUGAUUCAUUGAACUACCUGCCAAACUUGAUCCUCGGCAUGGAAGCGGCUGGUAACGCUGGUGGUGUAGUGGAGGCUGCAAUCUCUUACACUGGCGACGUAAGUGAUCCGAAGAAGACCAAAUACGACCUGAAGUACUACACGAACCUAGCAGAUGAGCUAGUCAAAGCUGGCACGCACGUGCUGUGCAUUAAGGAUAUGGCAGGAUUACUUAAACCUCAGGCAGCACGGUUGUUGAUAUCUGCUAUUCGUGAAAAACAUCCCGAUGUGCCUAUUCAUAUUCACACUCACGAUACUUCCGGUGCGGGUGUCGCUUCAAUGCUAGCCUGCGCAGAAGCUGGAGCAGAUGUGGUCGAUGUCGCUGUCGAUUCGAUGUCGGGAAUGACAUCCCAGCCCAGUAUGGGUGCAGUGGUUGCAUCUCUUCAGGGAACCGGACUCGAUACCGGCAUGCAGCUGUCGGAUAUCAGCGAAUAUUCUGCCUAUUGGGAACAAACGCGUACGCUGUACGCUCCCUUCGAGUGCACGACGACAAUGAAAUCGGGCAAUGCCGACGUGUAUAUGAACGAGAUCCCCGGAGGGCAGUAUACGAAUCUGCAGUUCCAGGCUUACUCACUUGGAUUGGGCGAUUUCUUCGAGGACGUUAAAAAAGCGUACCGUGAGGCAAAUCUUCUGCUUGGGGACAUCAUCAAAGUGACGCCUUCUUCCAAGGUUGUGGGCGAUUUGGCCCAAUUCAUGGUUCAGAAUCAUCUAACAGCCGAACAGGUGCUGGAGCGGGCAGAGGAGCUUUCAUUCCCCAAAUCGGUGGUUGAGUUUCUUCAGGGAGCCAUCGGAACCCCACAUGGCGGUUUUCCUGAGCCGCUGCGAUCUCGCGUGCUAAAAGAUAUGCCACGCAUAGAGGGACGCCCGGGAGCGCAGCUAGCGCCACUCGAUUUCGAUGUACUGAAAAAAUCGCUCCAAGAAUCUCACCCCGAUGUGCAGGAUCGUGAUGUUAUGUCAGCGGCACUCUACCCACAAGUGACAAACGAUUUCCUAAACUUCCGCGAUUCUUUCGGUCCGGUUGAUAAGCUGGAUACGCGCGUUUUCCUCACCGGACCUAAGGUGGGCGAAGAAUUCGAGGUAUCCAUCGAGAAGGGCAAGACACUCGGAUUUAAAACACUGGCCAUGGCCGAAGAUCUAACCGCCAACGGUGAACGUGAGGUGUUCUUCGAGCUCAACGGUCAGCUACGGUCGGUACUGAUCCGAGACAAGGAAGCAGUGAAAGAGCUGCACAUACAUCCAAAGGCAAAUAAGGGCAACAAGAACGAAGUUGGUGCCCCAAUGCCGGGCUCUGUUAUCGAAAUCAAAGUAAAAGUUGGUGAUCACGUUGAAAAAGGUCAACCACUGGUGGUGCUGUCGGCGAUGAAAAUGGAAAUGGUUGUCCAAUCACCGCGGGCCGGUGUUGUAAAAACGCUGGAAAUUAAUAACGGCAUGAAGUUAGAGGGCGAGGACCUGCUGCUAACAUUGGAAUAAGAAAGCAUAGCCAAAAUCUGCCUUUAAAUCGCGCUACUUACCCUUCAGAACUAGUGGCUUAAUCCAACGCUCAAACAAUCAACAACGGCGGCAGUACUUGGCUCAGUGAUCUAAUCCUGUUCAAAUGGCUAAAUGUGUUCAAUAGUCGAUUGUCAAUAUGUUUUUUUUUUGUAAAUUGCAAUUUGUCCAGUCUAUCACAGGUUCGCUUAACCGACGAUAUCGCUUAACCAUCUUAAGAUCCGCCAACUCAGCUAUAUUGAUAUACAUAUAUACAUAUGGAAGAGAAAAUUUAAAAUUUAAGAGCAAAGCUCGCUUUCAUGCGGACAUUUUUGGAUGAACUUUUCAUAAAGCCAUUAUCAUCCAUUCUGUUAUAUCUAUUUUUGUUGAUAUUUACAAGCAAACAAACUAUUGUUACGUUUUUCUUCGGGAAAGGGAUGGCAAAUAUAUGUGUACUACACGGAUUAUGUUGUUAAUAAGAUAAUCUUUUAAUAGCCC
Messenger RNA from Anopheles nili, 4086 nucleotides. It is a transcript of the gene PCB, whose product is annotated as pyruvate carboxylase, mitochondrial. The transcript is spliced from 7 exons. Gene Ontology annotation, molecular function: ATP binding; pyruvate carboxylase activity; metal ion binding. Gene Ontology annotation, biological process: pyruvate metabolic process; gluconeogenesis. The record is from RefSeq and is a predicted model, not a curated record. Gene Ontology annotation, cellular component: cytoplasm. Lineage: Eukaryota; Metazoa; Arthropoda; Insecta; Diptera; Culicidae. The coding region runs from base 1 to 3591 and encodes 1196 amino acids.